Sycon ciliatum is the source of this 3206-nucleotide messenger RNA. RefSeq names its product oxysterol-binding protein 1-like. The transcript is spliced from 12 exons. The record is from RefSeq and is a predicted model, not a curated record. Gene Ontology annotation, molecular function: sterol binding. Lineage: Eukaryota; Metazoa; Porifera; Calcarea; Leucosolenida; Sycettidae. The coding region runs from base 281 to 2539 and encodes 752 amino acids. Gene Ontology annotation, cellular component: plasma membrane; cytosol; perinuclear endoplasmic reticulum.
ACGUGACUUGUCGCAAAUGAAUUCGAAUUCAAUUCAUUUGUCACCUACUACAACAGUCCUCACUCUUCACUCACUUCAAUGUUUCCUUCUCACUUUCCUUGUCGUCGCUUGCCAUACUUUCGAUAGACUAGAUUGUACUUGCUUUCACCCGAGACAUUCAUCGAGUAAGGUGUAAGGAAUUGCAGAGACAUUUGCACAGCACCAUUUCCCAUUUCCCGUUCAAAUUUCUGAAGUCUUGCAGAGUCGUACCUGAGGGAAAUGUAUUGCUAGUGGCUUUGCGAUGGAAGGCAACUUGCAGCGGUGGACUGGCUAUCUGAGAGGCUAUCAGUGGAGGGUAUUUGUGCUGAAGAAUGGAUGCCUUCGCUAUUACAGGUCCACUGACGACAGCAGGAAGUCGGCCAACUGCCGAGGUACCCUUCAAAUAAAGUACUGCCGAAUCGACAAACUGGCUCGGUUCGACUUUCUCAUAUCCUCACCAGGCUCGCCUCCCAUGUACCUGCGUGCAAUGGAUGAAGUAGACCGCCAGAAAUGGAUCAAUGCUAUGGAACAGGCCAGCAGAGGACCGUCACACUCAUCAGAUGACUAUGUAGUGCUGAGUAAUGAAGAUGGUGUUGAGGAAAGCAAUAGUCAGCUGGCUGAUAACGACGAAGGCGAUGAGGCAGUGGUGAACCUACAGCGAAGUCUGAACUUUCAGCUAGGCGAAGUGCAGUCUUGUCAUACGGACUUGGGACAGCUAGUUCACAGUCUGCAGCGGGAACUCUCGUCUCUGGAGACUAGCCAGGUGGCUGUCGCCAAGCAGCUCAAGCCACUGUUUGAAAAGAUGAUGCUGGUCAAGAUCUCAGCAGAUACGUUGCUCAAGCGAAGCAAUGACUUUGUUGGCCUCUCGGACAGUCAGACUCAGUCCUGGAUUUCGGUAGUGCAGCGUGAGCGGCAGCGUCGUCGGCGCCUAGAGGAGGCCGUCGAGACCAUAGCGCGCCAGCACAACGUCCUGGAGGCGUCCGUGAUCAGCAAGUCUGCCGCCGUCAGCACAGACACUGCGGAGCACGACGAAACGGACGGUGGCUUGUCGACCUUCUCGCUGCACGCCACUCUGGACGGGUCCGGUGCACAUCGUCCCAACACCAGCAACUCGUCGGAUGAUGACCAAAGCGAAGAUAUCUUUGUGGACUGCGUGGAUAACAUUAGCACUGGCAACUCGCGGGAUGGCAGUGUCAGUGCUACUAACUUCUCGUCUGCGGAUGCUUCAACAAAUUUAGAAGCGGAAGAAGAUACUCCACAAGACUGGCCCCUUGUGAGGUCAGCCCGGAGUUCAUCUUGUAGACAGCAUAGAUGCACGGUGCUGGAUCGUCCCGAUAUUCCAGUCAACCUCUGGAGUAUACUGAAGAACUGCAUCGGCCAGGAUUUGUCCCGGAUUGCUAUGCCAGUAAUGAUCAAUGAGCCACUGUCUUUCCUGCAACGACUGUGCGAGGUCAACAUGGAGUAUAGUGAUCUACUGGAUCAAGCUGCUAAGGUCACCAGCUCCACUGAGCAAAUGGCGCUGAUCUGUGCAUUUGCUGUGGCAUCGUACAGCAGCACCAGCUAUCGAACCAAAAAGCCCUUCAACCCUUUGCUUGGUGAGACUUACGAGCUGGACCGCACGGCUGACCUGGGCUGGAGAUGUGUUUGUGAGCAGGUCAGUCAUCAUCCACCAGAGAGUGCCAUGCAUGUGGAAAGCGAAGAGUGGCAGUUCUGGGAAGACUACACGAUGUCGUCCAAGUUCCGUGGCAAAUACGCGCAGAUUCUACCUCAUGGCUCAGCUCAUCUUCUUUUCCGCCGUACCGGUCAUCAUUAUACGUGGAACAAACCAAUCACCACAGUUCACAAUGUCAUUGUUGGAAAGCUCUGGAUUGAUUCUUCUGGUGACAUGGCAGUUGUCAAUCACACCACACAAGAUAUGUGUACGAUGAUGUUCCACGAGUUCAGCUACUUCUCCAAGUCACCGCCGCGACGAGUGACAGGAACAGUGUACGACCGUACAAAGCUUCCUUGCUACAGUGUCACAGGCACCUGGGACGGCAGUAUCAGCUCUAGCAAAGUGCUGGAAAGCAAGAUUGAGAAGAAGUUACACGUAGCGACUCGUUGCGAAGCGCCGGUGGAAAUCUGGCGGGCACGUAACAUACCUGAGGGCCAUAGCGCUAAGUACUGCUUCAGUGAGUUCACCUGCUGUCUGAAUGAAGAAGAUGACAGUGUGGCACCCACUGACAGUCGGCGUCGACCUGAUCAGCGUGUGAUGGAGACCGGCAACUUUGACAAGGCUAACGAGUACAAGGUGUUGCUUGAGGAGAAGCAGCGCCAGCGUCGCCGGGAUCGCGAGGCGAAAGUAGCGGAGGUGGAAUCCCGGGGUGCCGACUCGUCCGUCGCCCGUCACAGGCCCCGCUUCUUCCGUGUGGAGAAGGACGAGAUCACCAGCCUGAUGACGCACCGCUACGUCGGCGGUUACUGGGAGGCGAAACAGGAGCAGGACUGGGGCGAAUGUCUUGAUCUGUACUCUCUGAAUUGAUCUGCUCUGCGCGGUAAGCACUGGCCACAAUGGCAGCCAGUCCAAGCCUUGUAAGUUGUAGCAUCAACUAGUCUGUCUAGGUAGUGGUUAAAGGUAAUUACUAGCUUGUUAUUACUGGUUAGGGUGGUACCUGCCAAGAGGCAAACUGGAUGCUGAUUGUUCUUGAAGAUCAGAGAUCAGCAUGAUACCAACAUGAGACAUCGUUGAUUUCGUUCUUGCUACUUAGUCAUGCAGUAGUUGAUGAGAUUGUCCUGUUUUUGUACCGCUACUUCUGCCCCCCGUGCUGCUUUAGCUUUGCUGAACCGUCUUUUAAUUAACGCAGCUCCUGCUCCAUGCAGAUUUUUUUAUCGUAGCUCUAGCUGUAUAAAAUAAUUUUACCGAAGCUCCCGCUGUAUAAAAUAGUUUUACCGAAGCUCCCGCUCUAUAAAAAUGCCAUGCUGGACAAUGUGCAGUGGGUGUAGAUGUAUGUCAGGGCAUAGUCUUUUCUACUCGCUGAGAUGUUUUACUGACCCUCUUCUGGCUACUUUUUCUUUUCAAAUUGCUGUGCAGGCAUGGCUUCUUUGUUUUAUUCUCGGUGUUUUUACUUGACCAUAAUCUACCCUUUGUCUUGCAGCUUCUUUUUUUAAAGUUGAAGUGCCAUGUUACGUGCAAUGUUCAUAAACAAUGA